UCCGGCUUGAAAUCUAAACCAACGCGGAGUGAUACUUACCUUGAAGCGGCAAAGAGCGCAAGGCGCGGAUGACUGUGUGGAAAAUUUGAUUAUCAUAUCUCCAACGCGAAAUUGUUAGCAAUAUCAAAUCAACAUAGCAACAUGGCAGAUCAACUGACAGAGGAACAAAUCGCUGAGUUCAAAGAGGCGUUCUCGCUGUUUGAUAAGGAUGGAGAUGGCACCAUCACCACCAAAGAGCUUGGAACCGUGAUGCGCUCACUGGGACAGAACCCCACAGAGGCAGAGCUGCAGGACAUGAUCAAUGAGGUGGAUGCUGAUGGAAAUGGAACCAUUGACUUCCCCGAGUUCCUGACCAUGAUGGCGAGGAAGAUGAAGGACACCGACAGUGAGGAGGAGAUCAGAGAAGCCUUCAGAGUCUUUGACAAGGAUGGUAACGGCUAUAUCAGUGCUGCAGAGCUGCGUCAUGUUAUGACAAACCUCGGUGAGAAACUGACAGACGAGGAGGUGGACGAGAUGAUCCGGGAGGCUGAUAUCGAUGGAGAUGGACAGGUCAACUACGAAGAAUUUGUGCAAAUGAUGACUGCAAAAUAAAAUGUGAAACCCAAAGGACCCCUUCACCAAACAAGACCAAACAGUGGGCAGCACUCUUUCAACACUCAACAAGCAUUCACAACCAUCCUCUUACUUACCCCCCCCCCUGUCCAUCUUUCUUGAUUCAGGCUCACCUGUGUAAGCUGUUUUCUUUGAUUAUUCCUCUUACACUGCUUUUUACAUGUUAUGGUUUUCCCCCAUUUUUGUUUUGUUUGUUGCAUAUACAGGUAAAUCUACAUAUACUAAUGGUGUCUGAACAAGUGAACAUGAUUUUUAAGCUAAAAUGUAUAUGGAAAGAGAAGUGCAUGCUUUAUUUCUUUGUCACUGUUUUUGUGCUUCUCUGCUUGCAUCCCUUUUAUUAUAUGGCCUAUUCUCCUGCAACUUAAGGUUGUAGAUAUUUAUCUUUUAGAAGUGUUCAGAAUAACCAGGAUGGGAGUUGACAGGAUUUUAACAAAACAAACCCUAAUGUAUUUCCAUGCGCAUGUUUGGUGUAUGUGUGUUUAACAAUAUUAUGUUUCUUUGAAAUUGUGACAUUAUGUAAAUGUGUAUUUUAACAUAUGACCUGACUUAAAUGCAUGCUUACAAACUCAUGAUUAGUUGGCUGCAAAGGUGACUGUUUGGGUGUAGUAAACAUAGUUGAACAAAGACCCCACUGUGCUGUAUGUGUUUUGUCCAGACAUUAUGAAAUUGAUUCAACGUUUCUUUUACUAGAGCAGGUUUUUCUGUUUAGCACCACCAGUCUUGUUUGACAUGACAAACUAUGCCAUUUUUAUCAAUUCAUUUGAUAUGUACUUUUUACUUAUGGGUAAAGAUUUAAGGCAUAACUGUUUCAACAAGUACGGAGUGGGUCAAAAGUGACCAUGGACUUUAACCCUGCUCUCAAUGUCAUGUACUAUUAGGAUUUUCAUUCCCCAAGCAAAUGCCACUGAUUAUUGUGGGUUUUAAAGGAACCCAUGUACAGGAAAAGACAUUUCCCCCACCUGUCCUGUUUUUUGAGAGUCUGCUGGUUGUGGUUUUGUACCGAACUUGUGUGUAUGUUAUUGAAGUCACUGUCUGUGUUGGAGCUGCACUAUGUGUCCGACCACAACAUAUUCAGCUCUACCACCUUUCAUGUUUGCAUCCAUUUUCAGUUUCCCCCCUCUCAUAAUUUUUUACUGUCAUGAAUGUUAUUUUCUUUCUGUUCAUGAUCUUUUUGUUUCAUUUUUGAAUGCUUUGCCAGUUUAGCUGUCAUGUUCUCUUUCCCCUGCCCUUUAAAGUUGUAAGUUGUUUUGGGAGAAUGAGAUUAUGCAUUCCAUUGCUGAACUCAUGUCAGUUUUUCUUGCUAAUUAAACUCUUUGACCAGUGUUUCUAUACAAAGACUCCAGUCUUAUCUUCAUUGUGCAAUGAAAGCAAAUAUUUGACAAUGUUAUCAAGAAUAUGAUCAGGCAAUAUUUUUACCUUUUGUCGCUGUAUUCUUUCAAGUUGUAACAACAAUUUUUGUUUAAUUACACAUUUGUAGAACUUAUUGUCCAUGGUUACUGUACAAUAAAGGGGACAACCCAACUGUCUUCCA
Molecule: messenger RNA, 2143 nt
Organism: Oncorhynchus masou masou (cherry salmon)
Lineage: Eukaryota; Metazoa; Chordata; Actinopteri; Salmoniformes; Salmonidae
Product: calmodulin-1
Exons: 6
Coding region: 142-591 (149 amino acids)
Molecular function (GO): enzyme regulator activity; calcium ion binding
Source: RefSeq, a predicted model, not a curated record